CGGUGCCCGGCUGCUCUGCACGGCUGCGCAAGAGACGUGGUGGUCGUUGAAACUUUUUUCAAACGUGCCUACUACUCGCUGCAGUCCAGCUGGCAUCUGUGCUGCUCGUGCGGUGCGUGACUGCAGGCUAGGCUGCAAGGCUGCCAGCGCAACACGAGCGCGCACCAGCGACAAAAAUGGCGGGCCGACUGGCGAGAGUCCGUUCCAAGGCCGACAGCGCGCUCGACGGCCACCGCUACGAAAGCACGGACUCGAGCGACGACGAGGCGAUGCGCGCCGUGCCGGCAGGCUGCCUCGGCCGCACGGGCGUGCGUCUCGUCGCGGAGGCGCGCGCCGGCGAGGACGAGCGCGGGCGCACCGGCGAGAAGGGCUACUCGGUCGUCGACACGAAUCAAUUCAGGAAUACGCAGGUCGGCUCCGGCUACCAGGCGUCCUUCGUGGUAAGGCAGCCCGGCGCGGCGCCCGCGGCGCCGCCGAAGCGCGCGGCGCCGGACGCCCGGGACGCCAAGAAGCGCAAAAAACCGAAGGAUAAGAAGUCCAAAAAGAAGCACAAGAAGAAGAAGGCGCGUCGGCCGCGUCCUACGCCAUCGACGCGCCACUUACCCGUCGCUGCCCACGCAGGACAAAAAGAAAAAGAAGCGGAAGGCCUCAUCCUCCUCAUCUUCAGACGACGACAGCGCCGACGACGCCGCCGCCGCCGUGGAGCCCGCGUACGACGACGGCGUCGGCGGCGCGGACGUGCUCCCGCGGCGCCUGGCCCACUUCGAGGCGCUCCUGACCGACGCCCUCGAGCGACGGCCCGCCAAAAAGAAGCGAGGUAAUAUGUUGUGAUGAUGGU
Molecule: messenger RNA, 838 nt
Organism: Pelagomonas calceolata
Lineage: Eukaryota; Pelagophyceae; Pelagomonadales; Pelagomonadaceae
Source: the annotation of a GenBank genome assembly